This is a messenger RNA of Pseudogymnoascus destructans, 832 nucleotides long. RefSeq lists its product as uncharacterized. The coding region runs from base 124 to 810 and encodes 228 amino acids. The record is from RefSeq and is a predicted model, not a curated record. Gene Ontology annotation, cellular component: small-subunit processome; nucleolus. The transcript is spliced from 2 exons. Gene Ontology annotation, biological process: rRNA processing. Lineage: Eukaryota; Fungi; Ascomycota; Leotiomycetes; Thelebolales; Thelebolaceae.
AUUCAACUUCAUACCCUUCGAUUUCCCACGAAUUAUUACAACGAAACUCUUAAAUACGACCCUCGAGUUAGUGUGUUUGGAACCAUAUAAUUAGAUCAGGCGACUUUUAUACACGGAGCAGCCAUGUCGUCGAUGCGAAAUGCGGUUCAGCGCCGCCCGCAUCGCGAGAGAGGACAACCUGAAGAGCGCGCAAAAUGGGGAUUAUUAGAGAAACACAAGGACUACUCCGCCCGCGCGCGCGACUUCAACGCCAAAAAAACCAAACUCAAAGCCCUCCGCCAAAAAGUCCUCGACAAAAACCCCGAUGAAUUCUACUUCGGGAUGGUCUCCCAAAAAGGCCCCACCACAUCCGGCAAGAACAGCACCGGGACGCUGAACGGUGACAAGGGGAACAAAGUCCUCGACCAGGACGCGGUGCGGUUGUUCAAGACGCAGGAUUUGGGGUACGUGAGGACGAUGUGGAAUAAGACUGCGAAAGAGGUUGAGAGCCUGAGGAGGAGGGUGGUGGGGAUUGAGGGGGAGGGGAGGAGGGUGGUGUUUGUGGAGGGGGAGGGGGAGAGGGCCGUUAGGAUGGGGGGGCUGAGGAGAGGGAGGAGCGGGAGGAGGAGAGGGGGAGGAGGAGGGGGAGAAAAGGUUGAGGAGGGUGAGGGAGAAGGAGGCGGGAAAGUUGGAGGGGAUGUUGGAGAUUGCGGAACGGAGGUUGGAGGCGCUUACGGAGGCGGAGGAGGCGCUGGAUUUGCAGAGGAAGAAGAUGGGGAAGACGAUGAGUGUUGGGGGGGUGACGAAGGGGGGGAUGAAGUUCAAGGUUAGGGAGAGGAAGAAGUAGGGUGGG